This is a messenger RNA of Loa loa (African eye worm), 225 nucleotides long. RefSeq lists its product as hypothetical. The record is from RefSeq and is a predicted model, not a curated record. Lineage: Eukaryota; Metazoa; Nematoda; Chromadorea; Rhabditida; Onchocercidae. The transcript is spliced from 3 exons. The annotation marks the transcript as partial.
GGUAAACCUGGACCAAUAGGACCACCAGGAUUAAAAGGCGAUAUUGGAUUACCUGGUGCACGUGGUCCAACCGGUGAUCGAGGAUCACCAGGAGAAACUGGUGAACGUGGUCCACCUGGAAUGCAAGGUGAAAAAGGCGAACAGGGUAUUCCCGGUUUGGAUGCACCAUGUCCAACAGGACCUGAUGGAUUACCAAUGCCAUAUUGCGCCUGGAAACCACUUGAU